AUGUCUAUAUCUGGUGCGGUAUUAAAAUCUGAUUUUUUAAAAAUAAUACAAACUCAACCAAAUGAACUUCCAUUUGAAGUCAGUUCAGAUGGGUUAGAAGUUCUAAAAUAUAGAUCAAAUACUUCUAGACAAUCAUUAGAGAUAACAUCGAUAACCUCCACCACCACCACCACCACCAAUCCUAAUGACAGAAAAGUUUCUAUUCAAGCACAAGAUGGAUUUAUAUAUUUAACAACGAAAAGAUUAGUAUUUAUAACUGCUACUCAAGGAGAUAUUCAAUCAUUUGUAAUUGAUUUGAAUUUAGCACCUUUAUUACAAUUAUCUCAUAAAAUUAAAGCUCCUUGGAUUGGAUCUAAUUAUUGGGAAUUUAUGUUUCAUAGUUCAUCACAAAAUAAUAAUAUUGCCACUAAUGGAUUACCGAAAAAUCAAUAUUUUAUUGGUAAAAUUAAAUUUCAUGAUGGUGGUUUAUUUGAAUUUUGUGAUAUCUUGAAUAAAACCCUUAAUGAUGCUGUUAAUAAUAGAGAUAUCGAUGAUACUUUGCCGGCUUACAAUGAAGUUCAAUAA
Messenger RNA from Candida dubliniensis CD36, 564 nucleotides. RefSeq lists its product as uncharacterized. Gene Ontology annotation, cellular component: nucleus. Gene Ontology annotation, biological process: positive regulation of DNA-templated transcription. Lineage: Eukaryota; Fungi; Ascomycota; Pichiomycetes; Serinales; Debaryomycetaceae. Gene Ontology annotation, molecular function: chromatin DNA binding; transcription coactivator activity. The coding region runs from base 1 to 564 and encodes 187 amino acids. The transcript has a single exon. The record is from RefSeq and is a predicted model, not a curated record.